CGGUUCGGAGCCACAGCAGAGAUCCAGCGGUUGACGGACACAGAAGUAACGGAGGAUAAGCAGAAAGAGAUAAACAUCGGACCAGACGCCGCUUUUUCUGGACUUAAGUUGGACGCAGGGACGAAGAAGAACAGAACCUACGGAGUCCGAACCCGUUAAAGAAGCAGUAAAAUUUGCGGUCAGCGCAGCUUUAUCCUCUUGUUUCUAAUCUAAACAAGCUGCGAAGUGAGAGGACAGCCAUGAUUCCCCCCCUGUGCCUCGUGUUGAUGCUCGCCGCCUCCGUUCUCUCCGAGUCGCAGGUGAGGGAGACGGAGACGUGGAUGCCCAUCAGGACCACACAGACUGUCGCCAUGACGACAGGUGACCUGGAGGCAUCGGGGGACGCUUCCAACGGCUCCGACGUUGGCUUCUCUGACGACGAAGACGAUGAUGAAUACGAUGAAUACGAUGCAUCCGGGUCGGGAGGAGGAGAACCCGAGCUCACAGAAAGAGAGUCCAGACCUUCAGUUGAGCCUGACAUCAACGAUAACCGGAUCCCCGACCUGCAUCUCCCGGUGCGGCCCACCGUCAACGAGAUCGAGCUCGUCAAGGACAAGAACGAGAUCCGUCUGCUGGGGAACGAGCAGGGACCCAAGGACGAGAACCAGUCCAACGUCCUGAUGUCCCAGGCCACGGAGCACAGCAUCUUCAACAAGACGGAGGUUCUGGCAGCUGUGAUCGCCGCCUGCGCCGUCCUCCUGAUGCUCGCCGUGCUCCUCAUCCUCUUCCUCAUCUACCGCAUGAAGAAGAAGGACGAAGGCAGCUACGACCUGGGGAAGAAGCCCAUCUACAAGAAGGCCCCCACCACGGAGAUCUACGCGUAGACUCCGCCCCCUCCUCCAUCCUCCCUGACCUCUCACACACACAAACACACACACCUCAGCUCUGUACAAACCCAUCAGGGCCUCAUCUCCAUCACCUCACCUCCCUUCAACAGAGUGACAUUGGAUGAGUCCGGAGCCCCCGACGACUCAACCUAUUGACUGGCUCCUCCUCCUCCUCACACCUGUAUGAAAAUAACUGACCAAUCAGAGGAGGGGAAUCCUGGAGCGGCGGGAUUGGACCGGUUCCGCUGCGGCGUGCCGUGUUUUUUUGUUUUAUUCGGAUCUGUCCUCGAGUUGAAAG
This is a messenger RNA of Cyprinodon variegatus (sheepshead minnow), 1164 nucleotides long. It is a transcript of the gene sdc4, whose product is annotated as syndecan-4-like. NCBI's taxonomy places the organism in Eukaryota, Metazoa, Chordata, Actinopteri, Cyprinodontiformes, Cyprinodontidae. The coding region runs from base 240 to 863 and encodes 207 amino acids. The record is from RefSeq and is a predicted model, not a curated record. Gene Ontology annotation, biological process: cell migration. Gene Ontology annotation, cellular component: cell surface; membrane. The transcript is spliced from 5 exons.